GCAUCAGAUCCCUCAUUUUUUUCAGAAAUCAACUAAAGAGAUCCAAAUUUCUAAAUUUUGCAUACUAUUGCAAAUCCUCUCUCCACACGCUAAAAAGUUUCUAUUUUUCAUCUCACGGGCGAGUUCGUUAGCUGGUCUUGUGUCUGAUCUCUCACAAAAAAAAGAUUGUGGUUCUACUGAAUUGUUUGAAGGAGUUUCUGCGAAUUAGGGUUUCCGCGAGGACUUUUGUUCAAUCGAGCUUGGAUUGGUGAAUCCUACGGUUGGUGUGUGGAGGAGGAAUGUUUUAUUCGCAGUUUAUAUUAGCGAAGAAAGGACCACUUGGGACAAUAUGGAUCGCUGCCCAUUUGGAGAGGAAGCUUCGUAAGAAUCAGGUCGCUGAUACUGACAUCGGUGUCUCCGUUGAUUCCAUUCUAUUUCCGGAAGCUCCAAUUGCAUUGCGUUUGUCUAGUCAUCUUCUCCUUGGUGUGGUUCGUAUCUAUUCCAAAAAGGUGAACUACCUCUUUGAUGAUUGCAGCGAGGCGUUACUUAAGGUUAAGCAAGCUUUCCGCUCUGCUGCAGUUGACCUGCCCCCGGAAGAAUCCACUGCACCGUAUCACUCGAUUACGUUGCCUGAGACGUUUGAUCUUGAUGAUUUUGAGCUUCCUGACAAUGAGAUCUUCCAGGGCAGUAAUUACGUUGACCAUCAUGUUAGUACAAGAGAGCAAAUCACCCUUCAGGACACCAUGGAUGGUGUUGUAUACUCAACAUCGCAAUUUGGAUUAGAUGAGAGAUUUGGUGAUGGCGACACUUCUCAAGCUGCUUUGGAGCUUGAAGAGGAAGUAUUCCAGGGUAAAGAUCUAAUUGGAUCAGAUGAUGAGGGAGUUCAAGGAACUGAUCACAAUGCAUAUAUGGAUGCGGCAACACCGGGGAUAAAGGAUGAUACGGUAGGAGUGUCUGAAGCGACUCCCAGAGAUUUCAACCAAGAGCAGGUUGAAGAUCUUGCUAUGAGGAAUGAGUUCAUCGAAGACGCUCAAGCUCCGCAAACCCCUGGAUUAGUCGAGGUGCCAAACUCGUCUAGUGUCAGAGAGCAGCUGGGAUGCGAUGAUCACAUGGAGGUAGAUGAUUUAAAUGCAGAAGAAGGUAGGAAGAUCUCUGAAGAGCUGGAUGCUAAUGAGACGCAUAAACCUGAUGAAGACCUACCUUCUGAAUCAGAGGUUGUUCCCAUGGAGGUGGAUAAGUCGCUGAUAGAUGAAAAUGCCAACGCACAAAACGAGCCGGAGGAAGAGAGGCCAGAGCAUGUACAUGUUAGUACAUCGCCAUGUUGUUCUCACAUGAUCACCGAGGUAGAGGAUCCUGGUCAAGCAAUCACUGAGGCAGGAACCGAUGAUAAUAAUGUUGUAGCAGAUAAGUCAGAUGCUGUUCCCUCAGCUGAGUCCCCUGGAGAGCCUACAAUGAAUAACGCUGAGCAUUGUCUAUCCCAGGAACCAAAAGAUCCUGGAGAAGAGAACCAAGAUCAUUUUGCCAUUGCCACUGAGGUGAAUCAAGAAACAGAUUCUAGUAUACAAGGAGAUGGGCAAGCGGACAGUAAACCAGAUGAGCAACUGAAUGAACAGUUGGUAACUGGAUGUACUGAUUCUGAUUUGCCUGCACCUGAAAAGGUAUUAGCUGCACCUGAGACUGAGAGACAGGGGGAUGAAAAUGGUUUCAUGGUUGAAUCUACACCAGAUAAAGAAGACCCUGGCACAUGCAACGAGGAUGCAGGAAAUAAUAAUAAUAAAAUUACUGGGAAAAAACGCACUUUUACUGAGAGCACCAUAACAGCAGAAAGUCUGAACUCUGUUGAGUCAGUGGAGCUGAUUCAGUCUAAGAGAACUGCAGAUUCUGUUCCUGAUGACGAUGACUUGUUGUCUUCUAUCUUAGUAGGAAAGUCAUCUUUUCUGAAGAUGAGGUCUACACCUGUGCUUGAAAUAGCAACUACGAAACGGUCACGAGCUGCUCCCCGUUCUACUGCCACAAAGAGGAAGGUUCUCAUGGAUGACCCUAUGGUCUUGCAUGGCGACCUUAUACGGGAACAGCUGACAAACACUGAAGGCAUACGCCGUGUGCGGAAGAAGGCACCUUGCACCGUUGCUGAAAUCGUUAUGCUUCAAAGGCAGGCUUUGGAGGAUGGACUCUUGAAGGAGCCAAUAUUCACUGGUAUGUCGGUGGAAUUAGUAUCUCUACACAAUGAGCCCUUUGAUCUGAGAGGAAUCACGAUAAUCGAGAAUGAUGACCGUCAUGCUUCUGUUGGAGUGGUGGAAGAUAAUGAAUGUUCUGCUCCUCAAACUCGCCCUGAUGGUUCUGAAGAGCAACCUGCUGAGGCUCUUACUCACCCAGAGGACCAACAAAACAUAGACCAACAGGAAGAAGAAGUGAAAGACGAUAACGAGCUUGGUGAAACAGCAUGUGAGUUAGAAGUUCCAAAAGAAGGCGAUGGAGCUGCUGCUGAUGAAGUAAGUCUUGUAGUGAAUGACGAGAUCGGUCAAAUGCCAGCCGAGGACAAAGUCGAUCAUGUAGAGGGAAUAGAGGAUUUACAGGUGGAAGGAUACCAUGAUGGAGGUGUAGGCGGUGAAGAUGUUUGUGUUAUCGAAAUUACUGAAGGUGAUGUUGAUCACAACGCCAUUCUCAAUGAGACAGACUUGAAGGUUGAAGAUGAGCUUCCACAUGAUAAGAAGACGGAUGCAUCAGCUGAAGUCUGCGAGAUUGGUGUAGACAACCAGACUCAAUGUGAUAUCACAAUUGGCUAUAUUGAAAAUGGACACGUAGAAGCUGGUGAUUUGGCUUUGGAAAGUCUCAACGAACCAAUUGUGGAAGCAAAAUAUGAUGGGGUGAAUCCAGAGACAGAGCCUGAUAACAACUACGAACCGCAUAAUGAUGUGUUUAAUGAGGAGGCUACUAAUAUGCAAAGUGCACCAGAUGAAGAUCCUACUUCUCGCGAUGGUUUUAUGAGAGAUAACGACGAAAUGGAUACAAUGGAAGUGGCACAUGACACAGGAUUUUUGAAUGUGGAUGAUGAUGAAGUCGAUGAAGAUCAUGAAGAAGACGAUGGUAUGCAAGAAGGUGAUGGAACUCGUCUUCUAGAGAACAGUGGUUGGUCUUCUCGUACCAGGGCUGUGGCGAAGUAUCUCCAGACAAUAUUUGAUAAAGAAGCUGAGAAUGGGAAGAGUGUUGUUGUAGCGGACAAACUUUUAGCUGGGAAAACCCGUAAAGAAGCAUCGAGAAUGUUUUUUGAAACCCUGGUUUUGAAAACAAGAGAUUAUAUCCAAGUUGAACAAGCUAAGCCAUAUGAAAGCAUCACCAUAAAACCGCGACCAAAACUCACCAAAUCCAUCUUCUAGACGGAGAGGAGUCUUAUAGUUGCAGAUAGGUAGAGUUUGAUCCAGCCAGAAAAUAUCAUCCUAAAUGAUUUUCAUUCUCUGAAGUUAUAUACAUUUUCCCUUUUCCAAGGCAAUGUAGUAGCGAUAAUAGUGUCAGUGGUGUUGUAGCUAACCAUCCAAGUAGCUGGAGGUCAUUUAUUUUACCCUUAUAUAUAUAACUUGUAUGUAUGUAUAUAUUGGUGCCACCAUGAUCAUCACCAGUUUAAAUUUGAUAGAUGCUAAUUUUAUUUU
Brassica napus (rape) is the source of this 3626-nucleotide messenger RNA. Its product is annotated as sister chromatid cohesion 1 protein 4-like. Gene Ontology annotation, biological process: synaptonemal complex assembly; replication-born double-strand break repair via sister chromatid exchange; mitotic sister chromatid cohesion. Bases 279 to 3356 code for a protein of 1025 amino acids. The transcript is spliced from 16 exons. The record is from RefSeq and is a predicted model, not a curated record. Lineage: Eukaryota; Viridiplantae; Streptophyta; Magnoliopsida; Brassicales; Brassicaceae. Gene Ontology annotation, cellular component: cohesin complex; synaptonemal complex. Gene Ontology annotation, molecular function: chromatin binding; protein binding.